CUUCUCUGUCGCCUCCGCACAGUCUCCCAGGCUGGAGGACGCACGCGAGCCGUCCGCGGGAGGGACAUCAUCCGUGCGGGAGAAGGGUGGCCUGCAGUCCCUGUCCCUGGCGACCCCUUCCAGGCUCGGCGCCCCCUGCGUCCCCUUCUGCAGCAGCAGCAGCCAAGUCGGGUGCGGACGCCGGGCAGGGCGCGCUGCCGGCGCCGGACCCCGAGCCUCCGCCUGGCGGUCGCCCGGUCGUCUCCGUUAACCUCGUUCUGAGCCCGGAAAGCGAAGCUGCUCCAGGAAGUUCGCAGACUCCGAGCCCCGGUGGGUUUUGUGCACAUCAUGACCAGUUUUGAAGAUGCUGACACAGAAGAGACAGUAACUUGUCUCCGGAUGACUGUUUACCAUCCUGGCCAGUUGGAAAGUGGAAUAUUUCAAUCAAUAAGGUUUUAUAACCGAGAGAAACUCUCUUCCAGUGAAGUGGUGAAGUUUGGCCGAAAUUCUAACAUCUGUCAUUAUACUUUUCAGGACAAACAGGUUUCUCGAGUUCAGUUUUCUCUGCAGCUGUUUAAAAAGUUUAACAGCCCAGUUCUCUCUUUUGAAAUUAAAAAUAUGAGUAAGAAGAUCAACCUAAUGGUUGACAGUUCAAAGCUGGGCUACCUAAAUAAAAUGGACCUCCCAUACAAGUGCCUGGUCAGAUUCGGAGAGUAUCAGUUCCUGAUGGAGAAGGAAGAAGGAGAGUCAUUGGAAGUUUUUGAGACUCAAUUUAUUUUUUCUCCAGUAUCACUCUUACAAGAAAACAACUGGCCCCCCCACAGGCCCAUACCCGAGUAUGGCAGCUACUCAUCCUGUUCUACCCAAAGCUCUUCUCCUACAGAAAUGGAUGAGAAUGAAUCAUGAACACAGAGGGUCUGAGAGGGGAAAGACCAGGACGGAGAGCUCCACAGAUGCUUUAUAGACACUACUUAGGGAGAGUCCUCUGUCACACGGCCAAAUUUGGGAUUUUGUUUUAUCAUUUUAAAGUCUGCAAAUUGUGUUAGUCAUCAACUUAGUCAUCUGUUGCAUUCCUGGAUCUAUAAUCUGUGAGGGUUAAUGUACAAAAAAAGUGUCCUUUUUGAUGAAAUAGUGUUCUCAAAAUAAGGUGACAUUAUUUUUUCUUUGUGCUUGAUUUUCUUCCUGUGUGUUUUGUUUUGUAAGAAACAGUCUCUUGGUUUGUUAAUUGUUUUCGAGGUCAACAACCAGCAGGUUGUUACUAGUGUUCGCAGCCUCUUGGUACUUGUAGUACCCAAGUCCUGGAGUGCGUUGUAGACUGCUGUCUGUGUUGGUGAGGUUUGAAUAUGGACAGACUUAUUUGGGAAAUAAUACCUUGCUUUUUUAUAGAAUUGUAGAGUUCUUAUUGCUAGCAUGGCAGUUUUCCUUGUCUCCAGUCAGCUUCCAAAACUGGUGUUUAAACAUUGUAAAGAAGCACUGUGUUGAAUUUAGAAUUAUUUUCUUACCAAAUUUGAAGUUUGAUUUUUAUGUACCAUAUACAGUUUUUAAAUUCUAUGGACUUACAUUUUUAAUAGCAUCCACACACAUAAUAAAGUCUAAGUGUAAUUUACUAACCAUUUUCUUUGGAGCUCUUUCUAAAGAAGGGAAAGAACUAUUCUUGGGCCACUUUACAUAGGGCCACUUUAUAAUAAAUGCUAAAAUGUUUCUAAAAGUUAAUCUACAGAAAAAGUUGGAUUCACAAAGAAUGAAGAUUCUCAUUCAACUAAUUUUUAACGGAAGUAGUUAGUAAAUGUUAAAUAAAUAAUGCUAACAGUUCAGUUAAGUUAAAUUCUAGCAUUACCAGGUAGUGAAGCUCCCUGUAAAAUUUUCCAGGUAAAUAAAAUUUCGUGCAGUAAGGGACCAUAUAUUUAUAACAACUUUUUAACAUACAUUUUUUAACUUUUUAAAUAUUUUUAUUUUUUUAUUUCAAAUUAAUAUGAGGGAACACAUUUGUAGCUUACAUUGUUCUCACUUCCAAGGUAAAGUUCAAGUUGUAAGAGAGCCCCUCACCUGGGCGGGGGGUGGGGUGGCAUGCUGAAUACCCUUAUCUGGUCUGUAUUCUAAUUUUUUUUUUUUAUUCAGACCACUGGUCACUCUUGGGCUAUAGUUUAUGAUGUCCACUCCCCAGCCCUGGGACUAUUCCAGUAGGGUGACUCAUUUGUUACCAUACAAACUGGCCUGAACAACUAUUCCAGUUCCUAUGUGUAGUUUUCCUGUGUUAGGCAGAGUAGGGCCUGUCCAAACACGUGCAGUUUCCAUGUACUAAUCUCCAGAACCUGUGACUAUGUUCUUAAAUGGCACAGGGGAUUAAGGCAGCAGAUAGAAUUAAGGUUGCUUCUCAGUUGACCUUAAAAUCGAUUAUCCUGGAUUAUCUGGGUAGGCUCAUUUAAUCACAGUGUCCUUAAAAGUAGAAGAGAGGCAGACCAGGAUGUCAGAGUGAUGAGGUCUGAGAAAAACUUGACCUGCUCCUGCUGGGUUGAAAGAUGGAAGGAAGGAAGCCAUAAGCCAAGGAAUGUGGGCUGGAAAAUGUCACUGGACAUAAGGAAGCUGGGAAAGGAAAACCCUCAGAAAGGAAUGAGGUCCUGUGGACACCUUGGUUUUAGCCCAGUAAGACGGUGUCUGACUUGCUUAUCUACAGAACUUUAAGAUGAUAAAUGUGGGUUGCUGUAAGGCACUAAAUUGCAGUAAUGUGUUACCACAGCAAAUAGAAAAGUAAUAUACUCCCCUUGAUCCAAGGUUACUUACUGUCACUUUUUGCUAUAUCAAACAAUUAUGCUAUCUUUUGUAGGCUUAUAGCAUUGUGUCUGAUGUGGAUUCACAAUUUACCCAGCUUGUCAGAACUGCUUACAGUGUUAGUCUCUUGGGUAAAGGCUUCUGUGAGUACAAGAUAUAUACUCCACUGUCUGCAAACCGUCACAUUGUGACUUUUUAGAAGGCUUUCACUUCUGUUUGUUUUGUUGUUGUUUUUUUGUUUUUUUUGCAUCUCAUUCUGUUGUCCAGGCUAGAGUACCUUGGCAUCAGCUUAGCUCACAGCAAUCUCAAACUCCUAAGUUCAAGCAAUCCUCCUGCCUCAGCCUCCCAAGUAGCUGAGACUACAGGCGCCCACCAUAACACCCAGCUAUUUUUUCUAUUUUAGUACAGAUGGGGUCUUGCUUUUGCUCAGGCAAGUCUCAAACUACUGAGCUGAAGCAAUCUACCCGCCUCAGCCUCCUAGAGUGCUAAGAUGACAGGCAUGAGCCGCUGCACCUGGUUCUGUUUUUUUAUCUUUAAGACUGAUGUAUGAGUUGCUAAAUUACAAAGCUUUAAUAUUAGUAGUGUCACUGAACCCAAAAAAUGUUAGCUGAUUUUUAGGGGCAGAAAAAUCUCAUAUUCAUAUAAAAUAGUUAAUGAUUUCUCCUAAUAUAUAUCUUGGAAAGGGUUUGUUCAACUUGAGAAAUAUUAAAUUUAGUAUUUUUCUUAAAAGAUUGGCAGAGGAGUGGGUACGUUGCUAAACAGUAAUUUAUCAUUGUUCUCCAAAGAACAGGAACAUUUUCCAUAGCUCAAUUCCAAUAGUAAAUAAUAAUGCUCCAAUAAUAAAGGAGCAAUAGGUUAGUAUUAGGACUUUUAUUACAAAACAUAAAAUUUCUCUAAAACUACACAAGCACAAAGGGGGUUGUUGGAGGAAAACUGAACUAUCUCCUAGAACCCAGUGAAGGAAUCCGGCAGACUUCAAAUCCAGAUUCAAAGGCCACAGCUCUGCCCCUCAGAGUAUAUCGACUCUAUAUUUAUUCCUGAGGCCAUAUGGUGGCAUGUGGCCACCCACUGCUCCAAAGUUUUAUAUGUUACUGAUCUCUCAAAGAGAAUCUGGUCUCCAAAUUUCAGUUCCAGGGAAGGGUCAGCUGGGGUCAGGUGCCCACCCUUCUACCCAUCAACUCUCCUUAGGUAACAUGAUCACAUUUCAUAACCGCUGCUCUGGUUAGUGGCCAUGUGGAUAGAAAAAACAUUUUCUCUGGCUCAGCACCUGUAGCUCAGCAGCUAGGGCGCCGCCACAUACACAGGAGCUGGCGGGUUCGAACCUAGCCUGGGCCUGCCAAACAAGGACAACUACAACCAAAAAAUAGCCAGGCGUUGUGGUGGGCGCCUGUAGUCCCAGCUACUUGGGAUCACUGAAGCCCAAGAGUUUGAGGUUGCUGUGAGCUAUGACAUCACAGCACUCCACCAAGGGAGACAUAGUGAGAUUUUUGUCUCAAAAAAAAAAAAAACAAGAAAAAAACAUUUUCUCCAAAAAAAAUGCCACAGCGGGGUGGAGUGGAGGCAAACAAAAAUAUUAUUUGAUAUGAGGUACUGCAGCUAAGAUGUGAAAAUUUGAAUACAUAUCUUAAUAAUUUGUCCCAGGAAACAAAUUUUUUUCUUGGGACCUUUAAAUAAAAAGGUAUAUUAAAUUGG
Messenger RNA from Nycticebus coucang (slow loris), 4440 nucleotides. It is a transcript of the gene TIFA, whose product is annotated as TRAF interacting protein with forkhead associated domain. Gene Ontology annotation, molecular function: protein binding. The transcript is spliced from 2 exons. The record is from RefSeq and is a predicted model, not a curated record. Gene Ontology annotation, biological process: canonical NF-kappaB signal transduction. Bases 328 to 885 code for a protein of 185 amino acids. Lineage: Eukaryota; Metazoa; Chordata; Mammalia; Primates; Lorisidae.